AUGUUCAAGCUCGGCCGUAGUCGUGCUGUGGCUUCGGCCCUCAACGCCUCCAAGCUCCAAUUUGCUGCUCCCGCCGCUCGAUUCCCCGGCGUUCAACAAAGGAGAGCUCUGAGCAUUCACGAGUACCUCUCUGCCGACCUCCUGCGACAGUAUGGCGUCGGCGUCCCCAAGGGAGCUGUCGCAAAGACGGCCAAGGAGGCCAAGCAGGUCGCUGAGCAGAUUGGCACCGAGGACAUGGUCAUCAAGGCUCAGGUCCUGGCCGGCGGUCGAGGAAAGGGUACUUUCGACAAUGGCCUCAAGGGCGGUGUCCGUGUCAUCUACUCUCCCCAUGAGGCCGAGAUGUUUGCCCAGCAGAUGAUCGGCUACAACCUCAUCACCAAGCAGACGGGUGCUGGCGGCCGUCUCUGCAACUCUGUCUACAUCUGCGAGCGCAAGUUUGCUCGUCGCGAGUUUUACCUGGCCAUCCUUAUGGAUCGUCAACACCAGUGCCCUGUCAUUGUGUCCUCUUCCCAGGGUGGAAUGGAUAUUGAGACCGUUGCCAAGGAGAACCCCAGUGCCAUCAACACCAACUACAUCGAUAUCAACGUUGGUGUGACUGACGAGAUUGCCCGCGGCAUCGCCACCAAGCUCGGCUUCAGCGAGCAGUGCAUCGAGGAGGCCAAGGACACCAUCCAGAAGCUCUACCAGAUCUUCAAGGAGAAGGACUCGACCCAGAUUGAGAUCAACCCUCUGUCCGAGACUUCCGACCACCAGGUUCUCUGCAUGGACGCCAAGUUCGGUUUCGACGACAACGCCGAUUUCCGACAGAAGGAGGUGUUUGAGUGGCGCGACACCAGCCAGGAGGACCCUGAUGAGGUCCGCGCUGCCGAGUCCAACCUCAACUUCAUCAAGCUCGAUGGUGACAUUGGCUGCCUCGUCAACGGUGCCGGUCUUGCCAUGGCCACCAUGGACAUUAUCAAGUUGAACGGUGGUCAGCCCGCCAACUUCCUCGACGUUGGUGGUGGUGCCACUCCCGCCGCCAUUAAGGAGGCUUUUGAGCUCAUCACCAGCGACGCCAAGGUCACUGCCAUCUUUGUCAACAUCUUUGGUGGUAUCGUGCGAUGCGAUGCCAUCGCCACUGGUCUGAUCAAGACUGUCGAGAGCUUGAACCUCAAGAUCCCCAUCAUUGCCCGUCUCCAGGGUACCAACGUCGAUGCUGCCCACCAGCUCAUCAACGACUCUGGUCUCAAGAUCUUCUCCAUCGAUGACCUACAAAGCGCCGCCGAGAAGGCCGUGCAGCUGUCCAAGGUCGUCAAGCUCGCUCGCGAUAUCGAUGUCGGCGUCGAGUUCACCCUGGGUAUCUAA
This is a messenger RNA of Fusarium keratoplasticum, 1344 nucleotides long. Its product is annotated as Succinate--CoA ligase [ADP-forming] subunit beta, mitochondrial. Lineage: Eukaryota; Fungi; Ascomycota; Sordariomycetes; Hypocreales; Nectriaceae. The transcript has 4 exons. Gene Ontology annotation, cellular component: succinate-CoA ligase complex; mitochondrion. The record is from RefSeq and is a predicted model, not a curated record. Gene Ontology annotation, biological process: succinyl-CoA metabolic process; tricarboxylic acid cycle. Gene Ontology annotation, molecular function: metal ion binding; succinate-CoA ligase (ADP-forming) activity; ATP binding. Bases 1 to 1344 code for a protein of 447 amino acids.